GGGGCGUCUUGAGGGAAUGUUUCUGCACCAGCGCGCGCUGCAGCUGUAAGAACGUCUGUGACUGACAGCGCGAGACAGUCUGCAUUCUGCACUCUGUUGACACUUCCUUUCGCGAGACAUCCUGCCUGCGGGGACAGCAAGAUUCAAGCUUCAUUCUUUGAGUGGUUAUCCAGUAUCUAUCGAUGAUUUGAAGAACUGCAAUAGUUUUCCAGUAUACCUGUUUUCCAUCCAGCACUUUGUUGCUCAUCUAUGCUGUCGCAGACUGCUGGAAGUUAUCGCAUCAGUGCUCCAGACAAAAUGGCUUCCACAGUGAGAAAAUGUCAGCACCUGUUUUUAACACUCAUCCUUCUCCCUUUGAUCUACUGCAUGCACCCAGAAUGUGUCAUUCAGUUAGAGAAAGAGAAGUGCAUGGAAAGAAUGUCAAUGGAUGUCCCCAUCAGAGAACCUGAAUUAGUCUGCCGAUGGAUGUGGGACAACCUCACCUGCUGGCAGCCAGCCAGAAUUGGUCAGGUCGUCUGGAUGCCCUGUCCUGAGCUGUUUGAUGUCAUGAGUGAAGAAAAUGAUGACUUUGGAAAGGUGAGUCGUAACUGCACUGAGGAUGGCUGGUCAGAGAUGCUCCCUCACUAUGUUGACGUAUGCCCUUUUAAUGACAAUGGAACAAGUCCAGACAUGUACUAUGUGUCAGUGAAGGCUCUUUAUACUGUGGGCUACAGUACCUCACUGGUGUCUCUCACCACUGCCAUGGUCAUUCUCUGCAGGUUCAGGAAGCUACAUUGCACCAGGAAUUUCAUUCACAUGAACCUGUUUGUGUCCUUCAUCCUGAGGGCUAUCUCAGUUUUCAUCAAAGAUGGCAUUCUAUAUGCAGAGGAGGACAGCAGUCAUUGCUUUAUACACACAGUGGAGUGCAAGGCGGUGAUGGUAUUUUUUCAUUAUUCUGUUUUGUCAAACUAUAUUUGGCUAUUCAUCGAGGGCUUGUAUCUGUUUACUCUGCUCGUUGAGACAUUUUUUCCUGAGAAAAGAUACUUCUACUGGUACACCAUUAUUGGAUGGGGUACUCCAACAAUAUGUGUGGCUGUCUGGGCUGUCCUUAGAGCACAUUUUGAUAACAUUGGGUGCUGGGACAUCAAUGACAAUUCUGCCAUCUGGUGGAUAAUCAAGGGUCCUGUUCUUGCUUCUAUUAUGAUCAACUUUAUACUCUUCACUGGCAUUAUUAUAAUCCUGGUGCAGAAGCUGCAGUCUCCAGAUAUUGGUGGAAAUGAGUCCAGCAUUUAUCUGCGUCUGGCCCGCUCCACUCUUCUCCUCAUCCCGCUAUUUGGUAUCCAUUAUACUGUGUUUGCUUUCACACCAGAAGAUGUCAGCAAGAGAGAAAGGCUUGUGUUUGAACUUGGUCUUGGCUCUUUUCAGGGUUUUGUAGUAGCUGUCCUUUACUGCUUUCUCAAUGGAGAGGUGCAGUCAGAAAUCAAAAGGAAAUGGCGCAGCUGGACUGUGAACCGGUACUUUGCUGUGGAUAUGAAGCACAGGCAUCCGUCGCUGGCCAGCAGUGGUGUGAAUGGGGGCACCCAGCUUUCCAUCCUCAGCAAGAGCAGCUCACAGAUCCGCAUGUCUAGUCUUCAAGCUGAAACACCAGCCACAUGAGUGAUCUAUGUCAACAUCCAAGUCCUGUUUCAAUUUCUUUUGACGCUGAACUAUACGUCUGUCAAUUGUCCAUAGACAACAGGCAGUGGAUAUGGAAAUCUGAGGAUCUCCCGACCAAUCAUCUAUUGUGUGCCAAGAAAAGAUGAAUACUUUUGAUGUGGACUUGUGGAUGAAUCUCAACCUGUGAUUUUAUCUGAACCUGUGAAGAAGGGAAUUACUGUAUAAGCCAAGAGUCUGCUUUGAACAAUAGGAAUAAAUGAAUUAUUGCAAUCCAGUAUUUAGGAUGUGUUUCUAUCCAGAAUACUGGGACUCGGCUAAAGAACAACAAGGUGGAUAUUUUUGUACAUAUCUACACCACACCAGUCUCUGUGCUGUUACUUUUUGUCUUUGAAGAUUUCUGACAGCACCUCUGUGCUAAUAAAGCUGCAAGUUUCUCCAUGUGACGUUUUGGUUAAUCUUUGAAGAUGCAGUUGGAGUGGAUAAAGACACAGAUUCAGUUAUGGCUGGUGUCCCAGUAAAGAAAGUGUGACAUAAAAAGCCUUUGUCUGUGAAAGAGAAGGAACUACAUAUUUUUCACCGGAGCUUAAUCAGUCAAUGAUUCGUGAUUGCUGAUACUCAGACACAUCAGUCAUUUAAUAUGUAAAUUAUAUUUAAUGUAAAUUUUUCAUCUUUAAAUUGUGUAUCUCAGUUGAAGGACUGAAUGAAGGACUGCAGAUAAAUCUAAUUGAAGGACAAACGAUUGCACCAGGGAGUGAAUCAUUCUUGGGAACUACAGUGUCAUGUGACCUAUUUUACAAAUCCUUAUUGGAGGAUUAAAAGCCUCUGGGAUUCCACUGUACAUUCACAGCCCUUAAAGUGAAACUUGGCCCUAAAUAUCUUUCUUCAUUCAGGUGAUCUGUAUAUCU
This is a messenger RNA of Xyrauchen texanus (razorback sucker), 2540 nucleotides long. RefSeq names its product adenylate cyclase activating polypeptide 1b (pituitary) receptor type I (gene adcyap1r1b). The record is from RefSeq and is a predicted model, not a curated record. The transcript has 14 exons. Bases 250 to 1635 code for a protein of 461 amino acids. Lineage: Eukaryota; Metazoa; Chordata; Actinopteri; Cypriniformes; Catostomidae. Gene Ontology annotation, biological process: cell surface receptor signaling pathway; adenylate cyclase-modulating G protein-coupled receptor signaling pathway. Gene Ontology annotation, molecular function: G protein-coupled peptide receptor activity; peptide hormone binding; vasoactive intestinal polypeptide receptor activity. Gene Ontology annotation, cellular component: neuron projection; plasma membrane.